AUGAAGAAGAGAGUGAUUGCCACGAGAGACGCAAAGCUAGAGAGGAUGAGUUUCAUGGAAAUCGGAAAUGGGAGAUUAGUCGUCAUUGUGUUGGAGAGAGAUUAUGCUAAUUUCUCGUUGCUUGUAAUGAGAGGCGUUACAGUUUAUUUACUACAGAGGAAGGAAGGUCUUUGUGUUACUAUUACUUAUUAG
This is a messenger RNA of Thlaspi arvense, 192 nucleotides long. NCBI's taxonomy places the organism in Eukaryota, Viridiplantae, Streptophyta, Magnoliopsida, Brassicales, Brassicaceae. The record is from the annotation of a GenBank genome assembly.